AUGGCCCAAACAGAGAGCUACGCGCAUCCGCCAGCAAAAAGGCAAAGCCAGAUGAAGAUCGAUGCAUUGCUCAACCCCUCAAGUGAUGAGAUGGAGUACACCUCCACAGACUCCCCAUACUCACAGCACGCGACAUUACCACCUUCGUUACACAGCUCCGGCUACACACCUUCACCAGGCUACCCCCCAAGCCCGAACCAGUACUGGUACGGUAGAUACCACGGCUACCACGACACAAGCCCUGGUGCCGCGUCAACAGCUACAACACACGUCAGCAGCAAUUCAAGCAGCAGCAUGAACCCGCAACAGCACCACAUGUUCCUGUCGUACAGACCUGGCCCUGGCUCAGCGCACUCUUCACCAGACCCGUACCACCCACGCGAGCGCUACGACUCCGUCUCCAGUAGCUCCAGCAACAACGGUACUGAUCGUCGUCGGCCUCCUCGCCCAAAGUACGAAGAAGAGGAGAUGUACUUCAUCUGGUACCACCGUGUUGAUCUCUGUCAGGAGUGGAAGGAGGUGCGCGAGAGCUUUAAUCGCCAGUUUCCUUCUAGGCAGCGUCGUGGGUUCCAGGGUAUUCAGUGCAAGUUCUAUCGCUUUAUUAAGGAGAAGAGCUGUCCUACGCUACGGGAGCAGAGGAGGAUGCGCGAUGGGGAGUUUCUGCGUGAUGGUGCUGCUUUGGGUGGUGAGGGUGGUGCGCCUCGCUUUGGAGUCAUGGAGUGGUCCAAUGUUUGGUAUCCUUGGAUGAGGGAGGAUCGGGAGACUGUGCUGCGCCAACAGCAGGAGCAUCAGCAGCGGAUGGCUGCUGGUGGUGUGUGA
This is a messenger RNA of Penicillium angulare, 819 nucleotides long. RefSeq lists its product as uncharacterized. Bases 1 to 819 code for a protein of 272 amino acids. The record is from RefSeq and is a predicted model, not a curated record. The transcript has a single exon. NCBI's taxonomy places the organism in Eukaryota, Fungi, Ascomycota, Eurotiomycetes, Eurotiales, Aspergillaceae.